AUGGGGAAGAAGGAAAAGGCAGACGAAAUGAGUGACGGUAAAAAUGAUGAAGAGCUGCUUAGUAAUUCCCUUCCACAGCGGGGCGUAAUAAGGGAAAAGGGCCCACACAGCGCACCCCCCGUGGGGAAUAACCCCCUGAGAAAGGAAAAUCCCCGGAAAGGUGAAAAUGCAUCACGCGAGCAUGUGGAAGACACGCACAUUAGUAACGCCAACGGCUGUGGGAGCGAUGCCCCCCCAAAGUACAGCAUCUUUAUAGAUAAAGAAGGCGCCAUAAACAGCAUUUUGAGCUCCACCUUCGCGGGGAUAAUGUCCAGAACAGUUACAGCCCCACUGGACAGGGUAAAGUACAUCAUGCAGGUGACAAACAAUUUACCCAUUUCCGAAAUUUUUGAAAUUAUAAAAAAGGACGGAAUUGUAUGCGGGUUCUUCAGGGGGAACUGCGUGAACAUCGUGAAGAUCAUCCCGGAGCUCUCCAUAAAAAUGUACUCCUACGAGUUUUUCAAGCUUAACGUGUACAACUACUACAGGGGGGGGGGCUGUAUUAGCGGUGAUGGCGGCGCCGCAACCGCUAACACGGCAGUCGCUAACGUCUCCGCCGCUAACACCGCCAACUACGCGAGGGACCAGGAGAACCUGGACAUUCCCUUCUUCAUCCGCUUCAUCAUAGGGAGCUCCAGCGGGGUCAUAGCGGCGCUGUUCAUUUACCCCCUCGAAAUAGUCAAAACGAGGCUAAUCGUCUCCAACAAAAAUGACCACAACGGAAUUGCCAAGUGCUUUUACAACAUUUAUAAAAACGAGCGAUGCAGGAACUUCUACAACGGACUGUCCAUGCACUUCUAUGGAGUCAUCCUCUUUUCAGGCUGCAACAUGAGCAUUUACGAUUAUAUGAAGUACCUUUUUUUUACACUCUACAGGGAUUACAUUCACUCUACGCACUGCAUCCCGAGUGGGGGUAACUCCGGUGGAGACGGUGCCGCGGGGGGGGCAGAAGCGAAGCGGGGCACGCCACAAAAUACAGGCAGUAACGGUAGCAGCAGUAGCGGCAGCAGCAGUGGCAGCAGUAGUGGCAACCGCAGAAGCGGAGCAGGCGAAACCUUCUUCAAGUACAACCUUCUAAACGGACUGUCCCGUUUUAGAAAAAAUUCCACCCACUGGAAUAACCCACCCUACGAGCACCACAAGGAAAGUCACCUGAACAAGUCAGAAUGUUCCUACUGCAACUAUCGAGUAAAAAACGUCAACUGUCUGUCCUUCCUAUUUUUUGGUAUCACCAGUUCGUUCAUCGCCCAAAUUGUUAGCUACCCCUUUCUCGUUCUGCGGACCCGCAUGCAAACCCUCAACAAUGAGAUAGCAACAAAUUAUUUGAAUAGCGAGAGGAAGCACAUCAAGUCGUGCAGCUUCAUUCUGUACAACGUCAGGGUCUACGGCUUCAGGUCCCUCUACCGAGGUAGGCCAGCAGGGAGGCGGCCAGGGGGCGGCCAGAGGACGGCAUGA
Molecule: messenger RNA, 1494 nt
Organism: Plasmodium vivax (malaria parasite P. vivax)
Lineage: Eukaryota; Apicomplexa; Aconoidasida; Haemosporida; Plasmodiidae
Product: transporter, putative
Exons: 1
Coding region: 1-1494 (497 amino acids)
Biological process (GO): transmembrane transport
Molecular function (GO): ATP transmembrane transporter activity
Source: RefSeq, a predicted model, not a curated record